AUGCACGACCUCGAGAUCCUCCAGAGAGGAGGCUACCAAGACGAGGCUCUGAGAACGCUCAAACUGACUUGUGCUCUGGAAACAUUCCCCAAGGAAAUCUUGGAUCUCGGCCAGACGCUCGAACAGCUCGACCUCUCAGGGACAGGUCUCUCCUCCCUUCCAUCAAAUUUUGGACCGAGCCUACCGAAUCUCAAAAUCGUCUUCUUUUCACAAUGUCAAUUCAAGACUUUCCCGAAUGAGCUGGCUUCCUGCCCCCAGCUGGAGAUGGUCGCCUUUCGAGGGAACGGCAUGACUUUUGUCCCUGAGGAUGCGCUUCCGCCCUGUCUGCGAUGGCUGAUUCUGACGGAUAACAACUUGGAGAGCUUGCCAAGAAGCAUUGGGAAUUGUGGAAGACUGCAGAAGUGCAUGCUGGCAGGCAAUCAGCUUGAGUCGUUACCCGAGGAAAUGCGGGAAUGCAAGAAGCUGGGUCUUCUGCGUCUCAGCUCGAACAGGCUAAAAGCACUUCCAGAGUGGCUUUUCGACAUGCCUGAGUUGGCAUUCCUCAGCUUUGCUGGUAAUCCUUGCUCUACGCCGACCGAGGAGACGGAUAGAGUCCCAGUGCACACGAAUGGUCAUACACAUACCAGGCUUGCGCACGUGGCUUGGUCCGACCUCGAGGUUCAUGAAACGCUUGGACAGGGGGCGUCCGGCAUCAUAUCGAAAGGCCUCUGGCGGAUUGACCCGGAAACUAGGCUUGAAGUCGCAAUCAAGCUCUUCAGAGGUGCAUUAACGAGCGACGGCACCCCACUAGAUGAGAUGCGAGCUUGCAUAGCAGCAGGCCAGCACGAGGGCAUCAUUGAUGUCCUUGGCCAGAUCCAGGGCCAUCCAGACGAGGCCAGCGGUUCCUUUAAAGGAGGCCUUGUUAUGCAACUCAUCCCUCCUCACUACCUCACCCUGGGACAACCGCCGUCGUUGAAGACCUGCACAAGAGACACAUACCCAGCAGAUGCGAUACUGGCGCUCGACAAGGCCCUUAACAUCCUGACUGGCAUUGCAUCAGCUGCGGCGCAUCUUCACUCGAAAGGCAUCGCACACGGGGAUCUGUACGCACAUAACAUCCUCACGGAUACGGAGGGUCAUUCGUUACUAGGCGAUUUCGGUGCCGCAACAAUAUACGAUCGGUGUGUCUCGCCGCUGCUGGAAAAAUUGGAGAUCCUCGCCUUUGCGCACCUCAUUGAGGAAAUCCUGAGCCUGGUGCGUGCAGAAGAGGACGUGCAGGUUUUGGCAUUGCUUCAAGACCUUCACCGGCGUUGCUGCGUGGCGCAAGUUGUUGCACGUCCUGUCUUCACGGAGGUCAUCGCGGGAUUGAAAUUAGCUACUGACGCAGCUCAGAAUUACCUGAGCAAAGGUCUUCGCAAUUAG
Molecule: messenger RNA, 1401 nt
Organism: Cryphonectria parasitica EP155
Lineage: Eukaryota; Fungi; Ascomycota; Sordariomycetes; Diaporthales; Cryphonectriaceae
Exons: 1
Coding region: 1-1401 (466 amino acids)
Biological process (GO): protein phosphorylation
Molecular function (GO): ATP binding; protein kinase activity
Source: RefSeq, a predicted model, not a curated record